AUGGAGGCUCCGGCAGUCUUCACGGGCGUAGAUGUUUACCAGCGCAGUUUCGACCCUCAGGAGUAUUUGAAAGAAUUUUACACCCUGAGUGACAGCCAGGGACAACCGAACACUUUUCUGAUGGAAAACCUGAGGAUCCUGUUUAAGAUGUUCUCCCUGGACGGGCUGAGGGGCGAUACGCUGAUAGACGUCGGCUGCGGCCCCACCAUCUACCAGCUUCUGUCCGCUUGUGAGCGCUUCCAGGAGAUCAUCGCCUUGGACUACACGGACCAGAACCGCCGGGAGCUGGAGAAGUGGCUGAAGAAUGAACCGGGAGCCUUCGACUGGAAGCCAGUGGUGGAAUACGUUUGUGAGCUGGAAGGGGACAGGGAGAAGUGGGCUGAGAAACAGGAGAAAGUGAGAAAGAAGGUGAGGCAGGUUCUGAAGUGCGACGUGACCAAAGCCAACCCCACGGACCCCGUGUCCCUGCCUCCUGCCGACUGCAUCGUCUCCACCCUCUGCUUGGAGGCUGCCUGCAAGGACCUGGACACCUUCCGUAGCGCCCUGAAACACAUCGGUGCCCUCGUGAAGCCGGGGGGACACCUGGUGAUGGUCACCGUCCUCCGGGAAACCUACUAUGCCUUCAACAAGCAGGUUUUCUCCUGCCUCCGCCUGGAGAAAAACAUGGUGGAGGAAGCUGUGGAGGGUGCUGGCUUUGACGUGAAGUUCAGCGAGGUCCAGACGUAUGGGCCCGGCGACAUCCGCACGGAUUGCGAAGCCGUGCUGAGCCUGGUGGCACGCAAGCGUGACGGGUAG
Messenger RNA from Charadrius vociferus (killdeer), 795 nucleotides. It is a transcript of the gene NNMT, whose product is annotated as nicotinamide N-methyltransferase. Gene Ontology annotation, cellular component: cytosol. Gene Ontology annotation, molecular function: N-methyltransferase activity. The record is from RefSeq and is a predicted model, not a curated record. The transcript is spliced from 3 exons. Lineage: Eukaryota; Metazoa; Chordata; Aves; Charadriiformes; Charadriidae. The coding region runs from base 1 to 795 and encodes 264 amino acids.